Linum trigynum is the source of this 1571-nucleotide messenger RNA. The record is from the annotation of a GenBank genome assembly. Lineage: Eukaryota; Viridiplantae; Streptophyta; Magnoliopsida; Malpighiales; Linaceae.
AUCCCCUCUCCAUUUUUUCUGUAGAAAGACGGAUGCUUAAGCAUCCUUAAUCAUAUUAGACUAUUAAUAGAACGACAUCCAUGAUGUCAUACUCAUACAUAAGCCAUUAUCUUAAAUUCUAGUCGCAAACAUAGAAUGAAUGUGUGUCAAAACUAGGGCGGGCUAUUUGGUCCGGGUUUUUUGGUUUUACUUGAAAUCGGACCGUAUAACCCGGAUCGAUACCGGAUUGGGACCAGAUAGUAAACAAUCCAAUCCAAUCUUUGGGCAUAGAUUUGAGGUAAAAAACCGUUUGGGACCGGAUCGAAAACUGGAUAAAGACCGGAUAAGAGAGCUCAACACCCAAAACUUAAGGGUAAUUUGCAUAAACGGUCACAACCCUUCGCACUUAGUACAAAACUUAACCAACUCCUCACCCGUUUAGGCCUUAGGCCACUCAAAUCCCCACAAGCUCAAUAUAAAAUCAAGACCGAAUUGGGACCGAACCGGGUCAAGACCGGACUGUAUCCAAUCCAAUCUUUGGUCCUUAUAUUUUCAAAAAAACCGGACUGGACCGAAUCAAUUUGGGCCAGUUUAACCGGACCGGACCGUAUAGCCACCAUCGUCAAAACCAACAUCAUGACCCUUAAAAGGCCAAAAGAAAAAAAAAACAACUUCCCAAUCUAUAAGUAAUUAAGAAGUAGUCCAAUUCCCCCUCUCGCCUUUGUCUGUGUUUCUACAAUUCAAAAGGAAACCAUUUGGAAAACGGAGCAAAGAAGAAUGGUGACUUGACCUUCUCUGCCCAUUUGGAAAAAAAUGGCCAAGGCGGCAGGUCGGCUUGUGUUAAUCUUCCACAAAACAAGAUUAGUUUAACGAAUUAAGUAUGAUCUCUUUCUUUCUUUCUUUCUCCAUCUUUGCCGUUGUUGGAAAUUACUGAGUGGAAACGCCUUGCAUCAAUAGUGCGGGGAAGAGGCCAGGCUAGGCCAUAUAUAUAACAGAAUCAGCAUGUAAUGAGAAGAACAUAAUUAAGAAGAGCUAAUAGAUACUCAGAAUUUAAUUAAGCUAAACACCAUCAAUUACUAGCUGUCUAGUACUGUUUUGUCAUUAGAUGGAGGUUCAUUAUAGCCUGAAGAAACUAGGGAGCAUGAUGCUGCUUCUCCUUCUCAUCACUGCACCUUCUCUUGCAGCUGGUGGCAGAGGAAGCAGCUUCGAAGAGGGAGCUGCUGCUGCGACCCCCUCUUUCGAGGAGAAGACUAGUAGGGGAGGAGCAGUCCAUGAGAGGGCUCUGCAGGUGGCAAACACAAAUGACUAUGUAAAUUAUGAACCAACACCUACUUUCUCCAAGCCGCCACGGAAGGUCAUUCCGAAUUGAUCGAUCGUCUCCAAAACCAUCGUAUCAUCAUAUCACUCAUCAAAAUCAUCACCUACAUACCGAUCUAAAUCGAAGAAUAAGGCAUCGGAUCCUAUCGAAAGCAGCUGUAGCUGUAGCUGAUUUGUUGCAUUACUUCUCCUACUUCUGUUAUAAUAUAACUAUGGAUGCUUGUGCAAGUUUCGUGUAUCCUAAGCAAUCAUUUAAAUAAACAGAGUGUUCGUUU